Messenger RNA from Sinocyclocheilus grahami, 1109 nucleotides. RefSeq lists its product as uncharacterized. The transcript is spliced from 6 exons. NCBI's taxonomy places the organism in Eukaryota, Metazoa, Chordata, Actinopteri, Cypriniformes, Cyprinidae. The record is from RefSeq and is a predicted model, not a curated record. Bases 198 to 1109 code for a protein of 303 amino acids.
CUUUUACACAGCCAUAGCAACGUCAUCAAACCUGGCCGCUAUUCCAUGGCGCUGUUUGUCCACACGUGGUUGGAAGCAAAUAUUGGAAGAUCUUUGUUUCACUUGCAAGUCAUCUUUACAUUUUUUUAGAAUUGCUGAGAAAGUGAAGAAACUUGGGCUUGUAGAAGAAACAGGAGCUCAAACGCAGUCUGGAUGAAAUGACGCAUGUACAAGAUGAGAGAAAAAAGCCAAAGAAAGGCAAGAAGAGAAAGGCUAAUGAUGAGGACCCCAAAGCAGCUGUUCCUGAAUCGGAUCUGGUGACGCCACAGAACGAUGAAACAAACACACUCGCUGCUACAGGGAGAGCAAAAAAGAAAGCGAUGAUGAAAAAGAAAAGUAAAGCUGAGAGUACUGGAGAUAUGAACACCUCACAGCAGCAGAAACCAUCUGGAGCGGAGGAUGAAAACGGCUCAGAUGGUGAGGAAGAUCUGAGUCCUGAGGAGAAACGAGUGCUGGAGAGAAAGAUGAAGAAGAUUCUGAAAAAGGAGGAGAAGAAGAAACUGAAGGAAGAAGGCAAAAGCAUAAAAAAAGACAAAGUCCAGUCAAAUCUUGCAGAGAAGAAGGCGCUGGAAUACCUCACGUGCUGGUCUGAGAGACGGGAGGAGUGGAAGUUUCACAAAAGCAGGCAAAUAUGGUUACUGCAGCACAUGUAUGACACCACAAAGGUGACUGAUGAUCAUUUCAAAGGGUUGCUGACGUAUCUUGAAGGUCUGCGCGGAGCGUCGCGAGGCAUCACAUUGCAGAAAGCUGAAGCCAUUGUGCGCUGGGAAGGACAAGGAGAAGAGGAAGACACAGCGGAUGCUGAAAAGAAAAAACAGAGAGCCAAACUCUUUUCUUUUUUCAUUCUCAAUUUCAACUGUUUUUCUCUGCAUAUGCAUGCAUUUCUCUCUCUAUUUCAGGUGACUGAUGAUCAUUUCAAAGGGUUGCUGACGUAUCUUAAAGGUCUGCGCGGAGCGUCGCGAGGCAUCACAUUGCAGAAAGCUGAAGCCAUUGUGCGCUGGGAAGGACAAGGAGAAGAGGAAGACACAGCGGAUGCUGAAAAGAAAAAACAUGAUUUUUUUCCACUGUAG